AUGCCUCUCGCCUAUUCCUUCCCCGGAGUGGCCCUCGUCACCGGUGCUGGCGGCACAGGCAUCGGUGCUGCCACCGCUCGAGCGUUCGCCCAGGCAGGAUGUCCCAAAAUUGCAAUCACAGAUCUCAACCCCGACUCUCUCGACCAAACCCUAAAAUCAAUCCUCAGGGUACACCCCAACACCCAGCUCCUGGCUCAAGCAGGAAAUGUCGCCGACGAACAAUUCGUCGAGUCCUUCAUUCACAACGUCGUCGAGACAUUUGGUCGCAUCGACUACGCAGUCAACUGCGCCGGGAUCCUUGGAGAAGCCCAGCGAUCCACAGAGACAACCACAGAAAUCUUCGACCACAUCAACAACGUCAACUACCGAGGGACCUUCCUAUGCUCUCGAGCCGAGUUGAAACAGAUGCUGAAGCAAGAGCCCCUGCCUAGCCACGACUCCGAACGUGCACCCCAACGAGGAUCCGUAGUCAACGUUGCCAGUCAAUUGGGAAUUGUGGGACGUCCUAGCGCUCCCGCAUACUGUGCCUCCAAAGCUGCCAUCAUUGCCAUGACUCGAUCCGAUGCCAUAGAUUACUCCAAGGACGAUAUUCGAGUGAAUUGCGUCUGUCCCGGGGUGAUCGAGACGCCUAUGACCACGUACAGCGAGGAGGUUCGAGAGCGAUUAAAGCCUGCCGUGGAUAUUGCCCCGAUGAAGAGAAUGGGAAAGCCGACGGAGGUUGCGGAUACAAUCCUGUUCCUCUGUUCUACUUUUGCAUCCUUUGUGCAGGGUCAUGCGCUUGUUGUCGAUGGAGGGUAUGUCAUCAAUUAAGGAAGUACAUGAUGUAACGAAAUUCUCUUUACGUUCUGCAUAGCUUUUCAGGUUUCCAAAAUGUCCAUAAUUUAGUCUUUCCAUUUGAGUU
This is a messenger RNA of Aspergillus steynii IBT 23096, 901 nucleotides long. Its product is annotated as SDR family NAD(P)-dependent oxidoreductase. The record is from RefSeq and is a predicted model, not a curated record. The transcript is spliced from 3 exons. Bases 1 to 810 code for a protein of 269 amino acids. Lineage: Eukaryota; Fungi; Ascomycota; Eurotiomycetes; Eurotiales; Aspergillaceae.